AUGCUUCCCGGUAAGAACGAGAUGAACCCUCGGGAAUACAUCAAUGCAGUGGAGUUAAGGAGUGGAAAACAACUCUCGGAGAUCACCCCUCCGAUGGUUGAGAAGACACCACCUCCAGGGCUAACAAGGGAGGAAGAAGGCAAAGUGAUAGAUGAGAGCAUUUCUAAGGUGAUCGAUCAAGAGAAAGAACCCGUCUACAUUCCACCGCCACCUAAGUUUCUGAAAGACAUCUUGACGAGAAAAAGGGUUGUGGAAAAAGAAACAGUAGCCCUUAGUACCGAGAUCAGUGCGGCAAUCAUGAAGCAUGAACUUCCCCCGAAAAUGGCUGAUCCGGGAAGUUUCUCUGUCCCUUGUAAGCUAGGAAACAUCGACAUCGAUCGAACCUUGUGUGAUCUUGGAGCGAGUGUAAGUUUAAUGCCCUUGUCAAUCUACAAGAAAUUGAACGUCGGUGAGCUAAAACUGACAAGGAUGGCAUUACAAUUAGCGGAUAGAUCGAUCAAGUACCCAGCGGGAAUAUUAGAAGAUGUACCUUUGAAGAUUGUACAGCGGAUGCCGUAG
Molecule: messenger RNA, 558 nt
Organism: Tarenaya hassleriana
Lineage: Eukaryota; Viridiplantae; Streptophyta; Magnoliopsida; Brassicales; Cleomaceae
Exons: 3
Coding region: 1-558 (185 amino acids)
Source: RefSeq, a predicted model, not a curated record